Messenger RNA from Debaryomyces hansenii CBS767, 2262 nucleotides. It is a transcript of the gene SKO1, whose product is annotated as Sko1p. Gene Ontology annotation, biological process: regulation of transcription by RNA polymerase II. Gene Ontology annotation, molecular function: DNA-binding transcription factor activity, RNA polymerase II-specific; RNA polymerase II cis-regulatory region sequence-specific DNA binding. The transcript is spliced from 2 exons. The record is from RefSeq and is a predicted model, not a curated record. Lineage: Eukaryota; Fungi; Ascomycota; Pichiomycetes; Serinales; Debaryomycetaceae. Bases 1 to 2262 code for a protein of 753 amino acids.
AUGUCAAGCGAUCUGAAAACGUCAUUUGAUUUGGAACCAAAUCCAUUUGAAAGGUCAUUUGCGACUAAAGAUGGUGAUGGAAGAGAGGGUGGUGAUGGUGCGGAACAGAGAGGUAAAGGUAAAAAUGGGAAACUGGCUAAUGUGGGAGAGCAGAAGAAUGAAACAAACAAGCACAAUUUACAUAUUCCCAACAUUUCGACAUUGGACCCGAAUAUUAAUAGAGCACCUGUGGGUACUUCUCCAUCACUUACUCCAGGAGAUAGGAAGCUUCCACCGUUAGGAUUGUCUCCCGGAGGCCAUUUAAAUGGAGGGUUGGGGACACCUGGUUCGAAUUUAUGGAAUAGUUUGUUGAGUGCUACGAAUAAUCCAAAUAGUGGAACGAAUGCUGCUACAAAUAGCACGAGUAACGACGGGAGUAAUACUGUUGCCAAUGGAAUCAAUGCCAACCUGAACUAUACUACUGGGCAAAAUAGCGGCGCACCUAAUCACGAAGGUUCAUUUCACCCGAGUAACCAAAAUAACACGAACAUUAAUCAGUUUAUUAGUAUGCUAAGGAAGAGCGGAUUAACGCCAAAUGAGUCUAACUUAAGAUCCGGGUUGACUCCUGGCGGUGUGAAUCACCAUGGCGGAAACAUGUUCGCUUUUAAUAAUCAGUUGCCUGGUUUGACCACUCCAGGAGCUUUUCUCAAUAGUCCUAUUACUCCUGGGCUUUCGAAUUUACUAGGAAUGCCUGCAAAUCAAAACGCUAACCAUGCAACACAACCAACUAAUUCUACUAUUCCACCACCUCCUAACUCUAAUGCAGGUAAUCAUGAUUAUCAAAACAUGAAUAAUUUUGAUAAUGGCAUACAUCAACAACGAGAACAACAAGUACAACAGUCACAACACCAAACACCGCAACAGGCACCAUCACAACUGCCUCAAGAACAGCAACAUCAAAAGGAACAACAGCAACAACAACAACAGCAACAACAACAGCAGCAACAACAUCAGCAACAACAACAUCAGCAACAGCAACAGCAACAUCAACAGCAACAGCAACAUCAACCUCAGCAACAUCAACAGCAACAGCAACAUCAACCUCAGCAACAUCAACCUCAGCAACAUCAACCUCAGCAACAUACACCUCAGCAACAAGCACAUCAACAACAUCAAUUACAGAAUCAACAGCUACCACAGCAAAGUUAUGCCACCAAGAUUUCAAAUCAUAAAGAGUCUGAUGAAAAAUCUGGCAGUAAGAGGAAACUGAGAAAUAAUUCUGAAAACUCUAAGAAACAGAAAACAGAUUCUGCUGUUAAGACAAAGAAGUUGAAGAAAGAAGAACCCAAAGAUGUUGAUUUGGAUGAUUCCACUGUCUCACCAGAUUAUACAUCAAAUACAGGAGGCCCUGGCAAUUCGAAGCGUAAGAGCUUCUUGGAACGUAAUAGAGUCGCAGCUUCAAAGUGUCGUCAACGUAAGAAACAAUUGAUCCAAAAGAUGGAAGAUGAAUUGUCGUUUUAUUCAACAGGAUACAGAGAAUUAUCUGCUCAAGUCACUCAAUUACGUGACCAAUUAAUUAAUCUUAGAGGAAUAGUCAUUGGACACAAAGAUUGCCCUAUGUUGGUGUCUUCUGUGGGAGGCUUUGACCAAUUGAAUAAUAUCAUCCAACAAAGCAAUUAUGUGACUCAGAUUGCCUCUGGAAGUCAAACCAACGUCAGCUCGAUGCCUAGUACCAUUCCGACUACUUUGAAUGCACACCCAGGUGCCAUUAGCACGAAUCAAGCCGUUAAUCCUUACAUUCUUCCCGCUAAUGGGCAACAAUCUAAUAGUCCUGCUUUGCCGAUGCAUUUAAUGCAAGCGAAUGCCGAUCGCUCGAGUGAUAAUUCAACCACAAAUCCAUCGACGGAUACUUUGAACACAACUGCGUCCAUUAACUACCCUAAUCAUGGCCAGCAAAACACCAUCGCUAGCCACCACAGUCUCUCAGAUUUGCCUUCAGCUGCUGCCCAGAAUUUGAACCAGCCAAAUAACCAACCUCCUAAUACAGGUGACUUAAGAACCAUUCAUAGCAUGUCAAAUAUCGCAGGCAUGAACAACAACAGUGACAAAUUACAGGGUAUGGGUAAUUCUAACUUCAACCUCAGACCUGUUAAUAGUAUGAUCGAUCUCAAUCAACAACAUAUCCCACAACAAGCCCAUCAACAAAACUACGGCAACAAUAUGGUAGAUCCAGUUGCAGUCGCUACAAGAAAUAUGUUAGGCUUAUCUCAACCCCAAUCUUAG